GGCUCUAAUAACUGCAGACAUACUGCUGCUUCCAAACAGCUUGGGGAGGGAUGUGCUGAAGUGUCAGAAUGAAACUCCAGUUUCUCUUGAUCUCCUUCCUCUGUCUCCUUUCCAAGGUGGACCCGCAGCACUGUCAAACUCCAUGUUACUGCCCAUGGCUCCCUCCCCGCUGCCCACCUGGGUCCCCCUUGGUACUGGAUGGAUGCGGCUGUUGCAACAUAUGUGCUCGCAGGUUAGGGGAGCCAUGCAACUACCUCAACGUCUGUGAUCAGAACCAGGGGCUUAUCUGUGACUACAGCAAUGCUCCUACACGAAGGGCAGGAACCUGCAACUAUGAAGAAGAUGGCCAAGACAGUUGUGAAGUGAACGGAAAGAUUUAUCAAGAAGGAGAAGUAUUCCAGCCAAGUUGUAAGGUCCAAUGCCGCUGCUCAGGAGGAGGAUUUAUAUGCAUUCCUCUCUGCAGUGAGGAUGUUCGUCUCCCCACACCAGAUUGUCCAUAUCCAAGGCGUGUGGAAAUCCCGGGGAAGUGUUGUCAGGAAUGGAUUUGUGAAAGAGAACCCAGACAGAUCUUGCAAGACAACAUGGCAGCAGCAAGGUUACCUGGGAUAGCUUACCCCUUCCUGUGUGAAGACUGGAGCACUGAGUGGUCUGCAUGCUCCACCACCUGUGGCAUUGGGAUUUCCACACGGGUGUCUAAUAAGAAUCCCUACUGCAGGCUUGAAAGUCAGAGACGCUUGUGCAUCCUUGGACCUUGCCCAGCUAUCAGGGGAAUACCCAGCAUGAGUGGAAGAGGAAGCCGCUUAUAAACCCCAGUCCGCUCCAUUCAGAAGUUGACGUACUGGCUUUAAUCCAGCAGCUGGAACACCAGAAGCCCAAGCUGAUCUAGUUUCUGCAGUGAUGAGAGAACCACUGAGGAACGGAGAGAGAAAGCCACUGGCCUCAACAGAGAGGGAGAAGCAUAGCAAACAAGAGGCCCCACAUCCAAGCUGACAACCAUCUUCCUCCUCAAUACCACCCCAAUGACACUAGACAGCUUUACUGUUUGGUGGAAAAAAACUCCAGACCACGUGUUCUAAUGUUAUACAAUAGUGAUGUCUUUAUUGCCAGCUUGAGGCUACAAUUAUAAACCCAUCCACUUAAGGAAAUGAUGCUUUGCAGUUAAAGUAACUCAAAGAACCAUGUUCUGUUAUUCUCUCUUCAUUACCCCUUCACCAAAUAAUAGUACUAGGAACCUAGCAAGUGAGGCCACCAUCCAUAGUUCAGCAUAGGUUAUUGUUUAUGUUCUUGUUAGAAAUAAAUAAAUCAUUGCGAUGCUCAGUUGCCUGAAGAUGGAUUGACCAGUUUUGGGGAUCACAACAAUAUGUAAUGUUUGGAGGCAAAUGUUAGUGGCAUACAAAGAACAAAGUAGGCAUUGCUUACCAUUAUUCUCUUCGUGUGUAUGAAAGAGAAUAUGUCUUCAUAACAACAUUGUUCAUAGAUCAAUUUGUAACUUGACAAAAUGAGAUGAGUCUUUAAUAACUUACCAGACUUGGAGUAAAGAUCAAAGUUUUCUUUGAA
Molecule: messenger RNA, 1557 nt
Organism: Candoia aspera
Lineage: Eukaryota; Metazoa; Chordata; Lepidosauria; Squamata; Candoiidae
Gene: CCN5
Product: cellular communication network factor 5
Exons: 5
Coding region: 69-806 (245 amino acids)
Biological process (GO): signal transduction; cell adhesion
Cellular component (GO): extracellular matrix; extracellular region
Molecular function (GO): integrin binding; heparin binding
Source: RefSeq, a predicted model, not a curated record